Messenger RNA from Aspergillus puulaauensis, 2793 nucleotides. RefSeq lists its product as uncharacterized. Gene Ontology annotation, molecular function: zinc ion binding; DNA-binding transcription factor activity, RNA polymerase II-specific; DNA binding. The record is from RefSeq and is a predicted model, not a curated record. The transcript has 8 exons. NCBI's taxonomy places the organism in Eukaryota, Fungi, Ascomycota, Eurotiomycetes, Eurotiales, Aspergillaceae. Gene Ontology annotation, biological process: DNA-templated transcription; regulation of DNA-templated transcription. The coding region runs from base 1 to 2793 and encodes 930 amino acids.
AUGCAGGUGGACCAAGAUUCCGACUCCGGUAGCCAGGUCGGCCCCCCUGCGCGACAAUCGUCACGGUCGGCCCGCAGGCAUCGCUCCAAGAGGAGCCGCAUCACUAGGCGGCGCAUCUGCCUCAGCUGCCAAACCUGUCGGCGGCGAAAGGUCAAAUGCGACAAGGUGCAUCCGAUAUGCGGGAACUGUUCCAAAAUUGCCGCCGCCUGCACCUACGACGACGAACCACGGCAGAAUGACAUCCGAGCCAGUCCUGCUAAACCGGGAACGCCGAUACCAGACGCGCUGGAGGAAGAUGAGAAUCGGAACCAGAGAAACCUGUUCCCCUCUGGACAGACGCCAGAUCUCUGCGCAAUUGAAACCCAGCUAGCCAAACUUACGUCGCUUGUUGAGCAGUUGCAGGAGGAUCGCCGUGCUCUGAGACGGGAUGCGGUCAACCCCGAACCGGUGGCUGCGUCAACGGCGAAUGGUGAACCUGGGCCAGAAGAGCCAUGUGGCGCUGCUGUUAGUGGUAGCGGCGACGAAUUUGCCAUCCCGACCGGUCUCGCCACCGACCCCGUUGAUCCACUGAGCGGUUCAAACGUAGGACACUUGAGCCACGCAGGUCGGGGAAGCUCAAGAUACGUCGGCACAACCUACUGGGCCUAUAUUUCCCACGAACUGGGAGAGCUUAAUCAAUUGCUUACCAGUCAGAACCAGACCAGUGAUUCUGCUACAGCUGGUAAUACUGUGGUGGACACUGACAGUAGUGCGCGAGGCCAGACUCUGCGCUCUGGAAUCCCUUCGGAAUUCCCUGGCGUUGCUCCACACGCUUUCUCUCUCCGAGCGGGGUCCUUGCCCUUGGUAGAUGAUGAGGUUCAGGCGGAUAUGCUUGACAAUGUCCCAACAAAAAUGCUAAGUGACAUCCUCUACAAGGGGUUUGUGUCCGGCGUUCAUCCCCUGAGCCCGAUCAUCCAUCCUCCAAUCGCCCUGAAACUUUAUACUGAUUUCUGGACCUGGUAUGGCAUUGCUCGAUAUACCAGAGAGCCAUGGCCAGAACCAUCAUUCAUCCCUCUUUUAUACGCCAUUUGGUUUGGAGGAUCGGUCACGAUUUCGUCAGGCACUGUCAAAUCUGCGUUCUCAUCUUCACGAUCAGCGCUCUCGGCAAAAUAUGCUGACGAAGUCACUCGUUGGUUGGCCAGGAUAUCUUUCCCCCACAGCGCCUCACUUUAUGACUUGGCUGCGUAUAUUAUCACCCAGACAAUUCUAUCACGCGAGGAAGAGCCCUUGAGGAGUAGCUUGUUCAUUAGUCUUGCAGUAAGAGUGGCUCAGACCUUGGGGCUGCAUCGAGAUCCCUCACAGUUCAACAUUGAACCAUGUGAACGGGAAUUCCGACGGCGAGUGUGGUGGCAUAUCGUACAUAUGGACUCUGUGAUUGCCAUGUCUAGUGGACUCCCGCCGCUGCUUAGUGAGGACACGUACUGGGAUGUCCGUGAGACCAGCGAGGUCAAGGACACUUUGUUAAGUACUAUUCAAGCUGAACAGUAUGAACACUUGGUCUCCACCGGCCAACGACCGCCCGAUAAUCCGGAUGAUCCGACUGUCUGCGGUGGGCCAUCGAUGGUGAAUGUGUACUACUUGUCUGCAAGAGGCAAAUGUAUAAUGGCGCAGUCCGUUCACCGGAUACUGAAGAUUCAGCUCGGAACGAAGCCCGUCACCAGGGGGGAUAUGGAGGAACUUCGCUCCGCGCUUCAUGAUCUCCAGGAUAAACUCAAUUCUAUUGUCAGCAGGAUUCCUACAAGCGACAAUUCCACGAAUUCAUCAGCACUACCCGAGUCUGAAUCGAGAGCGUCGGCUCAUUCCUGCGCGGCAGCCCUUCCGGGUGAUGACGGCUCAUCAGGCUGCCACGAACAAUAUCAUUCAGCGGUUCUCGUCGCCUUUCACAAAUGGACUCGGAUCCUUUUAUCAUUGUUCAUUGAUAAGGCAUUUUGCGUCGCGUACCAGCCGUUUCUCCGGAAUCCGCAGAGUCGAAUCUGGCCAUAUGCGCGACAGUCUGCACUGCGACAUUGUUAUGCCUUCAUGGAGAAGUUCAUCCAAUUAGCAGCAGACCCUGAUUUUAAGCCGUUCCGUUGGGGCUGGCCUGGAAAUCAUCAGCCUAUGCAUGCAACGAUGAUUCUUCUUAUCGACCUUUACAAACGACCCUACAGCCCCGAAGCGCCAGUAUCGCGAUCGUUUAUUGAUCGAAUUCUAGCACUCGCUGGACCGGGCGAAGGGAUUGUCGGUGCCCGCGAUGAUCUCCCCACCCUUCGCCCAUUAGGCGAUGCAGGCCGCGAGGCCUGGAACAUGAUCCAUCGCCUCCGCCAAAAGGCCUGGCAGAAGGCUGGUCUUAAUCCCAAUUUACCUCUGCCUGCCUUAUCUGGCCAAAAUCAAAGCCACAGUGACGUCCCCGAGACAGCUAGUAACCUCAAAGGACAGCCACGUUCCAGCUACUCUGCACGCGUCUCGCCAGCAAUGCCUUCUACUUCGGCCAACAUGUCUACCGCUCGUAGUCCUCGUGCAUUGCACGCCCCGACCAGCGCAGCAGCCGACUUUGAUUUUGUUUCAUCGUACCCUGACAUGAACACAACUAAUCCAACAAUACCAACGCCCAUCCCCGAGUCUUGCCCCAGUUCCGCAAGUGACCCAGCCGUCUCCUUUGACUGGAGUGAAUGGGACGCUAUUUUCGGCCAUUCCCUCCCGGUUACAGAUGAACUGAUGGGUCUUGAUCCUGCUACGGGACUAGCAUUCGCCAACCUGGAGAAUGACGACACGUGA